Molecule: messenger RNA, 2902 nt
Organism: Lampris incognitus (smalleye Pacific opah)
Lineage: Eukaryota; Metazoa; Chordata; Actinopteri; Lampriformes; Lampridae
Product: midnolin-A-like
Exons: 8
Coding region: 47-1579 (510 amino acids)
Cellular component (GO): nucleus
Molecular function (GO): protein binding
Source: RefSeq, a predicted model, not a curated record
UGGAAUAUGGGUAACAGGCAAAACUGGACUGGUCUAGGUGCUGGGAAUGGGACUGGUAUUGCUGGAGCUGGAAGCCGGACCGGAGUUGGCAUCACUGGAACUGGAAGCAGCGCGUCAACGCAGCCCCGUCCGUCCCAAGUCUCCGGUCGGUGCGGCGAUGUCUCCCAUCCGCCUGUCCGUCACCUCCACCACGGGCAGCCAGUUUGACCUGUCUGUCCCGCCGGAGGAGACGGUGGAGGAGCUGGUGACCCGCCUCUCCCGUUCACUCAGCCUGCCCAGAGACCGCAUUGUGCUCCUGUACAAGGAGAGGCAGCUGAAAGCAGGGAAACUCUUGGACUUGGGUGUAGCGGAUGAGAGUAAACUUAAACUGGUCCCUGCUGUCGAAGCCGGUUUCGAAUGCCAAACAUCUAAGACCGAAACAUCCAUGAUACAAUCUCUGGAGAGUUUAACAGAAGCUCAGAUCAGCGACUUCCUGUCUGGGCGUUUACCUUUGACCCUUUCCCUGGGAAAUGGUGCACAUGUGAUGUAUGUCCAACUCCAGCUGGCUGUCCAGAAUGUAGCCGGACUGCAGCAGCAGCACAAGCAUCCAAGGACAUGGAGCGAUAACAAGGUGCAAGCUGGGCUGAUGAAUUCGAUCCGUUUGAACCACCCUGGAUCUGUGUUGACCCGUUCCUCCACCAACACCCCAGCAUACCCUACUCCAUCCCCCUCUCAAAUCUUUCCUGCGGUCCCUCAUUCUCCAGCCUCUUCCCAACUAAGCAGCCAAAGGCCCACGACUUUUCACCUCUCGACAGCCACCGCCACCUCGUCCGACUUGUCCAAUGCAACCCCUACAGUCUGCCAUCCACAGAGUUCAACCUCUUCUCACUCCUAUCCAUUUCACUCCGUCCUCACAUCUCCCUCUCUGCCUUCUCACCCUCCACCUUCCAACUCUCCGAGUCUCCCUGCCUCCCCCUGCAGCUGUCUUAGUCCCACCUGCUCCAAUCCUGGACACCAGAGCCCAGCUGUAGCUUCAACCUUCCCAGAGAUUAAUAGUCUUGCUUUGUCACCUGAUGUGCUGUGCCAGGAGCCAGGAGCAGUCAUAGAGAGUUUGGUGAACCACGCUCCGGGACACUUCUCAGGCACCUUCUCAGGUACUCUGGCACCUCUCAGUGGCGUCAACCACCCCCGCCGUGGCAUUGCCAUUAUCCUGCAGAUCCUCAAUGAUCUUCUCAGUGCCACAUGUCAACAUCAGGCGAUGACACACACCCUUCCCCAGCGCCACGUUCCAACAGCAGGCCUCCCAGUCAGCCCAGAUCACUCGGACAAAGCGAGCCCGCAACCACCAAGUACCCAGAGAAGGAAGGUUCAGGACCUCAGUAAAGCAACAGAUUUGGACAGCCAUAGCCAGCAGGCAUCCACAGAGGAGAACAUUGCCUUGCGCUGUAAGAUGGAGGAACUCCAGUGUUUGAUGCACCAGAGGCGUUUGCACAGACGGACACGCUGCAGCACACAGCCCAAGCAAACCCCUCACCCAUACCAACGCCAGCGCGGUCGCUCUUGGACCUCUGGACGACAGAGAAUCAACAAAUGUCCAUAACGAUGACUGUUCGCCAGUCGGUGAAGGCGGGUCUCCAGAUGACCCGAAGCCGCACUAUCACCGAGGAGCCAUCAUGUAGACCGGAGAUGACCUCUGACCUUGUGGUGUUCUAGUUUAAUGAUGGGCAGCAAAGGCUUCUGGGAGACAAAGCACCAUUUGAGUGUUUUCCCAAACAGACUUAGUGAGAUGUGACCCUAAUGAACUGAAAGAAGCUGAGCCUUGAUAACUUAAGGAGUCACUGGAGCUCCUUAAUGUUUUCAUAUCAUUGUAAUAUACAUUGUGUUCAGUCUAUUCACAUUGUCUGUCAAUGCAGGAAAUAUGUAGCAUAUCUCAAAGUUGGGGUUCAAAUUCAGAUUUUGUACUCGGAUCUUACAACUUUGUGCUUCUUAAAUCUUUCUAAAAAAUGCUGGUAAACUGUGGAUUCAAAUGACUUAAGCAUAUGUCUUAAAAUUCAAAUUGUAGGGCCGCUCUGAUGGCCGAGCGGAAUAAACCGCCGUUCUUGCAACCCGCUGGUCGUGUGCCUGGGAGGUUCGUAUCCCAGACUCGCCGUACCCGCUCACGGCCAGAGCGUCCGCGGGCUAAGGCCUUCAUUAGGCCACCCUUACCCGAUGGAUAGUGGCUGUAGAUCGGUGUAGUGUUCGGGAACUUGUCGUUCUCCAGCGACCCCUCUGGCCCAUCCGCGCUUGCAGCCAAGCAACCGAAAGCAUUCUCCCUAUGUCUCCUUCACGGCCUGAAGGUAAAAAGCAAGAGCAGCCAACACGAGUUUGAAGGAAGCUGGUGUUACGACUAUCUCCUUCCUGUGGAAACGUGAGCCAGGGGAGUUAUCGACAAGAGUUCUGGCCAUAUGCCAUUGGGUUAAUCAGGUGGGAAAAGGGGAAAAACUAGAAAUAAAUUUAUAUUUUAAAAAAAAAAUCAAAUUGUCGGGGGGCGUCCGGGUGGCAUGUCAGUCUAUUCUGUUGCCUGCCAGCACGGGGAUCAUCGGUUCGAAUCCCCAUGUUGCCUCCAGCUUGGUCGAGUGUCCCUGCGGACACAAUUGGUAUGUGUCCUGGGGCCUCAUAUCAGUCGUUACCAUAGGCAAAUUUGUGCGUACACAACCAUGGAAUUUUUUAGCCCUCAAGACUGUCUGACAGUUAGCAGCAAAGCAUGAUGGUUAUUUGUAAUUCCUUCCUCCUAAUAUCUAUUGUCUACCUCUUGCAACGAGAAGUCACCCAGGCCUGCCAAGACAUCAGUGUUAGCCCAUCCAUGUCUAAAUUCAGGGGUUACCCAGGUUCUACACUGGUCUCUGAGACAAACUUCAGGGCUAAAAAAUCCCACUGGUGUGUA